Molecule: messenger RNA, 2164 nt
Organism: Mobula hypostoma (lesser devil ray)
Lineage: Eukaryota; Metazoa; Chordata; Chondrichthyes; Myliobatiformes; Myliobatidae
Gene: nptnb
Product: neuroplastin b
Exons: 9
Coding region: 115-1317 (400 amino acids)
Biological process (GO): dendrite self-avoidance; axon guidance; homophilic cell-cell adhesion
Cellular component (GO): axon; plasma membrane
Molecular function (GO): cell-cell adhesion mediator activity
Source: RefSeq, a predicted model, not a curated record
AGAUCACGCGGCCGGCCGCUGUCUCUCGCGAUACUAGCCCAGCGGUGCCGCAGUCCCGCGGACCGAAGCCUGACAAGCGGCGUCACAGUCUGCUCCGGCGGAUCUUGCGGCACCAUGGCAACGGCUCGCGGUCCCGCUCGGCUAGGCGCCGCCGUGUGCGCGCUGCUCUCGCUCUCACUGAGGCUGCAGCCGGCCCGCGGGCAGAGCGCUGGGUUUGUCAAGUCACCCUUGUCAGAAACUAAACUGACAGGAGAUACCUUUGAGCUGUACUGUGAUGUGGUAGGGAACCCCACACCCGAGAUCCAGUGGUGGUACGCUGAGGUCAACAGGGGCGACUCGUUCAUACAGCUAUGGAAUGGUGCUUGGAAGCGACGGGUUUCAAUAAACACGGCUUACGGCAGCAAUGGAGUGAGUGUGCUGCGUGUCACUAGGUUGGUUCUGGAAGAUACGGGGACUUAUGAGUGCAGGGCCAGCAACGACCCCAGACGGAGCGACCUCCGACAAAAUCCAGCCAUUACCUGGAUACGAGCCCAAGCCACUGUUGUCAUCCUACCAAAGCCAAAGAUCCAUUCGUCUGAAGAAGUUAUUAUAAAGUCUUCAAGCCCAGAUAUCCUCCUAUUUUGUAACCUGACUUUGGCAUCAGCUCCAUGCAACGGCAGUUACUGGAUGAAAGAUGGAGAAGAAAUUAUUGGGACCAGGAAUUUUGGUACAAACAGCACAGAAUACAAGAUUGUUAAACCGAGAACAGAAAAUUCUGGAGAAUAUCAAUGUGUCUUUACAUUUGAAAGUUCCCCUGCAGUGAAUGCUACUAUUGAUGUCAAAGCAUCUCCGGAAAUCACUGGUCAUAAGAAGAGCGAGAAUAAAAAUGAGGGACAGGAUGCUGUUUUGUACUGCAAGUCUGUAGGAUAUCCGCACCCUAUUUGGACCUGGCAUAAGAAGGUGAAAGAUGAAUAUGUGGAUCUGAAUAAUGACACUGGACGUUACUUCAUCAAUAAUAAAGACAAUUACACAGAACUAAUAAUUAAGACUCUGCAUAUUGAGAUUGACCCAGGCGUAUACGCGUGCAAUGCCACAAAUUACUAUGGGUAUAACCUUGCCAACACUAUCCUGCGUGUGCGCAGCAACCUUGCACCUCUCUGGCCCUUCUUAGGAGUUGUGGCAGAAAUACUCAUUCUGGUCAUCAUCAUUGUUGUGUAUGAGAAACGAAAGAGACCAGAUGAAGUCCCUGAUGAUGAUGAGCCAGUUUCUGGACCAAUGAAAACUAAUUCCACAAAUAAUCAUAAGGAUAAGAACUUGCGCCAGAGGAACACCAACUAAACCUUGAUUAUCAAGAUUUCAGAAGACUAUGUCAUUAUCAGAUAGUGGGUUUCAGCCGAGAACACUCACACUCAAGUUGUGUUGUCCGAAUGGGGCAGGUUUUAACUUGUUUGUCUAAGCAGGAAUAAGAUGACUGUGUGAAGCAUGUUUUGCCUUAUUCAAUUUCUCCUAAAGAAUGAAGUAUUAAGAAGAUUGCUUUGCAAGUUUAAUUGAUAGGGUGUACCUUGGGUGCUUAAUGUGCUGUUUAUGCUUGAUUUUCUCAUCCUUUACCCACCCUUAACUUGCUCUGUGAUUCUAAUCCUACGGACAAAUCAUGCAUGCAGUGCUUAUUCCUGAUAUGCUCAUUUGUACAUUGCUAUUUAAGCAACACUCCUCAUUGCAAUCACUGUCAUUCUUUCCUUGAACAGCUAAGAAAUUAAUGUCACUCAAAUAGUGUUUGUUUUAAAUUUGUAUAUAUUGCAGAUCUUAGUGCUCGCUAACUUGAAACAUAUAAUAUAUAAAUAUAUAUCUCCCGUUCCACUGAUCAGGUAGAAAUUAAUGUUGAAAUAUCUAGUUCUUCCACUGCGAUCCAUUUCGAAAACCUGUUCUUGAUGUCACCUUUUUGAAUAGUUAUCGCAUGGUUGUGCCCUAGGGCUUGAAGGAUUAUCAUGAUUAGUUUUAAAUUUUAAAAUAUCAGUCAAAAAUCUGCCCUAUCUUUGGAUACGUAGAUCAAGCUUUAAUGAUUUUUUUAAAAAUCAAAAUGUGUAAAUGCAUGAGUUUGCAGAUUUUAUUAUUUGGUUAUAAUUUAAUCUAGAUCAUUGUACAUGCGAACCCACUGUGAUUUUUAAAAAUAAAAAAACAAAUAUUA